Molecule: messenger RNA, 4638 nt
Organism: Malurus melanocephalus (red-backed fairy wren)
Lineage: Eukaryota; Metazoa; Chordata; Aves; Passeriformes; Maluridae
Gene: EGLN3
Product: egl-9 family hypoxia inducible factor 3
Exons: 5
Coding region: 334-1059 (241 amino acids)
Biological process (GO): cellular response to hypoxia; peptidyl-proline hydroxylation to 4-hydroxy-L-proline
Cellular component (GO): nucleus; cytoplasm
Molecular function (GO): peptidyl-proline 4-dioxygenase activity; L-ascorbic acid binding; ferrous iron binding
Source: RefSeq, a predicted model, not a curated record
CGUAUUAAUCAGCGCGGGGCCAUCUGCCGCCCUCCUCACCGCGGGCGGGGGCUGCCCGCGCCCUCCCGCACGCCCCGGGGCGGUCCCGCACGCUGCUGGGGURCCGGCGGCAGUAGCAGCAGCGCAGGGCUUCGGCAGCACCGCCGCUCCCGCAGCGCCGGGCCGCGGUGCGUAGCCGAGCCCGCCGCGGCCAAAGUUUUGCCUCGCCUCGCCUGGCCCCGCGCCGCGGCGGAGCCCCUGCCCGGCUCGGCCUGGAGCGGACGGCGGCCCGGCGGGCAUCGCCUCCCGACGCGGGCGCCGGCAGGACAGCGGCGCGUCCGACCCCGCCGCGCCAUGCCGCUGGGACACAUAAUGAGGCUGGACCUGGAGAGAAUCGCUCUGGAGUACGUCGUGCCCUGCCUGCACGACAUCGGCUUCUGCUACCUGGACAACUUCUUAGGGGAGGUGGUGGGGGACUGCGUGCUGGAGCGGGUGAAGAGGAUGCACCGCGACGGGGAGCUGGCCGACGGGCAGCUAGCCGGCCCCAGCCGCGGUGUCGCCAAGCGGCACCUCCGCGGUGACCAGAUCAAGUGGAUCGGAGGCACGGAGGAGGGCUGCGAAGCCAUCAACUUUCUCCUCACGUUGAUAGACCGGCUGGUGAUGUACUGCGGGAGCCGGCUCGGCAAGUACUACGUGAAAGAGCGGUCCAAGGCUAUGGUUGCUUGCUAUCCUGGAAAUGGAACUGGGUAUGUUCGUCAUGUGGACAAUCCAAAUGGUGACGGGCGCUGCAUCACCUGUAUUUAUUAUCUGAAUAAGAACUGGGACUCCAAGCUGCAUGGUGGAAUUCUUCGAAUAUUCCCAGAAGGAAAGUCCUAUGUAGCAGAUGUGGAGCCGAUUUUUGACCGAUUACUUUUUUUUUGGUCAGAUCGAAGGAACCCACAUGAAGUCCAGCCUUCUUAUGCAACCAGAUAUGCCAUGACUGUGUGGUAUUUUGAUGCCGAAGAAAGAGCAGAAGCCAAAAAGAAGUUCAGGAACUUAACUGAUGCAAGGAAGAGAGAAGCACCUCUUAAUGAAGACUGAUCAACUGUUCAUGAACUCUUUGUGAGGAAAUAAGAUCCCAAAGAUGACUUCCAUUUCCAGCAAACAAGGGCAAAUCAUUUUUAUGCGCAAGAAUGCACUGGUCUAGCAUGUGCAUCUUAUGCUGAUGGUACUUAAAGCAGUCUCCUCUCAUGCUGCAUCUGGUAGAAGAAAGACUUGUUUUCUCUUUGCCUUUUGCUGGAAAAAAUAACCAGGGUUUAAAAAAAAAACAGCAAGAGUAUCACUAAGCCCAGUGAUAGUGGCUCAGCCCACUGGCUUUUGAUCACUCUUGAAACGAAGAUAAUGGUCAUUGGAACUAGUGGUAAAAACCUGAGUCUUAUUUGCACUUUAUGGGGAAAAAAAAAUUCUAGCUCAAUGGGAAGAAGCUUUGUAAGUUUAAAAUCCGUGGCAGACUGCUAAUGGGCACAGAGAGAUAUUGGACAUGUGAAAUGAAAUUGGAUAUUUGUAGAGUGUCAUUUUACAGUCUGUCCCAAAUGGACCUGUUGAUGUACUGUUCAUCAUUUUGCUGYGCAGAACAUUGUUUCAGCUCUUCAAUAACAUGACUUCCCAGAUUUUUGUCURCACAGUCAUUGCGUUUUCUGGAUUUUGUUUGCUUUUCAAGAGGCUAGUCCUAGCCAUACAGUUGUACUGCCCUUUCUGUCCCAGCACCGAAGGCAAAGUAGUUAUGUUUCUGUUCACAACUUUAUAAAACCUUUUUCCCCCUGUUUUGAGCAGGGUGGGUUGUAUGUUUUCUAUUUUCACAGUUUGGUAAAGCAGCUAUUUUCUCCCAAAGGUUUGGUAAAUUUAGAAGGCUUGUGGCACACAAUGCACUGGCCCUUAAGGCCAAUGAUAUAUCAGGUGUUUGCUUUGUGGCUUCUCCAUCUGCUAUGUUCUGUAUGACACAGAAAUGAAUCGAAAGAUGUGUCUGGCAUAAUAAUGGGUAACUUAGACUUGAUUUUUAUGCCACAUAUUCUUACUGAACACACUUUGUUUAAUUUUUCAUGCAUAUGUAAUUUGAAUGUAACUGCAAUUCCAUUUCAAUUGAUCUAAUAUGCCAGUUAACUACUACUGCUGAGCCCAAGCUGUGAGAUCAGAGUUAUUCAAUGGCAAAGCACACUUUUUUUUUCCAUUCUUUUUUAAACUGAUUAACUGAGACUCAAKGAGUAACUGGUGACCUAUCUCCAAUCUGUCUAAGCUUCUACAACCAGCACUUACUACACAGUUCAGAACAGCUCUUAAUGCAGCUGGGAGCUGGCAGUGGAUGUGUUUAUCACUCACACUAAUUAUUCUCAACCUAAUGCACUCACUUUCAUUCAUUUUUAUCUCAUGUUGUCAGURUAUAUGUCAGACCCUAUUAAAUGUUCCAAAUAGAUGCCCCCUYCAGUGUCCCAUAUUUUCCUGUGCCACCUGUCCAUGAUGGUGAAGGUUGUCUGUCUGAACCAUCAGCCCCUGCCCGCUUCCCCAUGCUCUGCUGGGCAGCUGUGCUGUGAUGGGGCUGCACUUGAGCUGGGGAAUGGAAAAGUAGUGUGCAAUGGCAACUGUUAAAUGUCAGGGACAGAAGGGUAACAGCUGCAUAGGACAGAAAAGAAAUAACUUCCAUGACGUAAAAAAGUGAUAAUAGAAAUAGAAUAUUUUUUAAAGCAAUUUUGUAUCUUAAAGAAAAAAAUAAAAGCUGAGCAUUCUUCAGCCUGUCCAUGGAUGCUGAAUGUAAACACUGUAGUGCUAAGAAACCUGUGGUUUCUCCCAGAGAUCCAGCUACGGUCUUAUAGGCCUGACCACUGUGCACCUUAAAAGAGGAAUAUGAGGGAACAUGUGUGACAAAUAUUCCUACAGCUCAAGACUAGAAAGAGUAAGAUAAAUGCCCUUUAAUGUUAGGAAAAACAUUAUUCUACCACAGUUGCUUCUAAGUAACACACCAGAGACUUGAAGGAAACAUAGUGUUAACUUGAAAUUGUCGUUUUGAAAUGUUCAUAUGGGAGGAGAAAGAGUUUGCGCUCUUCCUUGCGAGUGAGAGGUAACCCUUUUAAAUGUGAGGUGUUGAGAAAGGGGGGCCCACAGGAUUACUGUUUAAAGAAGGUUGUGGAAUACAACCUGCUGUAUUACUGUGCAAAGUUGAUAAUGGCACAUAAAUUUGAAACUCCUACAUGAUUUUACAAGGAGGAAAACUGUAACCUUGAAAAUGAACUAGAAAGCAUUGUUAGUACACAUCUUACUGGAGCCUGGAGCAGUGGAAAAUAAUGUGGGAGGGGAAAGGCUUUGUGUAAGGGCUGAAAAAGGAAGGUACUUUAGUUAUCGUUGUUGCUGCCACCAGGUUUCUGCAGUCAUCAGCAGCACGUGUGGUGGAUGGAGCAUGGAGCAAAAUAGUUGCAUUUAUUGUAAAUAAAGUACAUAUUUUCACUUUUAGCCAAUAUCUUCCUCAUCUAUAUAGAAGUCAGAGCAAUUAAUUCUUUGGCAGACAGCAUUGUCUGUAUUAACAUACAUAAUCAAAUGUAGAAACAAUUGAGGCUAUGGGAUCUUGAAACCAAUUCCUCAGUCCUCUGUUUCAGAUCUCUACUCUGUUUCCACUGGGAUGAUUUCUUUGAAGAAGCUGUAGUUUAAUUGGGGGUGGGGUGUGGGCAUGUUGGUCAUGUAGGAAUACACAGGUGUGAUGUUUUCUAUGUAGAUUUGUCUUACCUGUCUCUAGAAUUGUUGCAAACUUCUUUGUAGGAAUGAAAUGUGUAAGGGAAGCAGGUUGCUGCAGUAAAGAGGGUAUUUGUCUUCAUAGCAAACUGUUUGAAUCAAAUGGCUAAACAGCCCUUAUCAGCCAGUUGUGAAAAAGAGUGCGUUCUCUAAGGCAUUUAGCUUUGAAUCCUUUAAAAGUUCUGGUUCGUUUUUUUUUUAACCUUUAGGUAAUGUGCCUUCGUCAUUCGAAUUUGUGAAGAUGCCACAUGUGCGUGUCAUGCAAGUUUUGGAUGGCUCUUUAAAAAACAUGGUUGCCUUUUCUAAUGCAGUUGUGUGGGAAAAAUGUGCAGAGCCAUGAAGCCACAGUCUUCAACAGGUGGCUUUUGUUGUGCAGGGAGGAAAAAAGGCCAGGAGUCAGUGCUGAAAAUGAAGAGACUAUUCUCAACACUGGCGUUUUGAGCAAAGUAGCUCUUUUUGUCUAGGUGACUUCUGGUUCUAUGAGGAAUGACUUCUACAAAAUAGUGUCAAAAAAUCCACUCAUAUUUUUCCUUCUAUUUUUAAACAGUUUUAGUCCUUUCUGAUUGUGGUUUUUUUUUAAAUGUUGGAAUAUAUUAUAUGUAUUUCUUGUUGCAAAAUAGCUGGCUCUAACACCACUUGCAUCUAGGAAAAAAUGUGUAUAUUUGCAGGCAAAUAACUAGUUGUACUUUGACUGUGAUAUACUCCCAGCAAAUAUCUGAGAGUGAGUUAUGACUACAUCUUCUCUUGUCAGGUUGUAUGCUGGUCAACAAUGCUGGCACUUUGCAUUGGAUUCAUAUAGAAACUCCCUAGUAGUAUUUUACCACACAUCACAUUUUGUGUUCCUGUUACUUAAAAAAAAAAAAAAAAUGUAGCAGGAGUCAAUAAACACUGGGUCAUGUUGAA